AUGGCCCCUGAAGCCCCCCGGCCCCCCCGGGCCUCGCACCUGAAACGCUCCCUAUGGUGCCGCUUAGGCACGUGCCGUUACGCUGGCCAGCAACGCAGCAUGCCAAACACACACAACACAACACAAAGCACACAGCUCAGCUUAGCUCAGAUCUACACAUUCCCACACUCACAGAGGGAGGACAAGAGAAUAGGGGGAUAUGAGGGAGGACGCUCUGAGUCCUUGGCACUGCCGACUAGGUUGUUGCUACCAUCGCAGGAGCCGUCCGGGGCCUCCAACAUCUCGGCCGCCUCCUCUUCGGUGGAGGUGAAGGAGGAGGAGAAGGCGGCAUCUCUGCCAGAGACCCGCGAGGACCAAGACGAUGAUGACAUCGCUAAGUCUGUGGGGAGCGUGAAGCAGGAGGCUAUAUACUCGUCAUCAGUGCUAACUCUGGCAGCCGGGCCUGAGGGGCUAGUGCACUCCCUUCCCUCUUCGCACGGCAACAACCGUCAACUGCCGACCAAUAGGAAACCUCCAGAGGAGCCCGCCAGAAACACUGACCCUCCAUCCGUGACCCCUGAGGCCAAUGACAUCGCAGUCACCAGUUCAGAGGAGGCGCCCGACUACCCACAAAACGGCGACCUGCCUACCUCCUCGCUGGCCUCCAUUCUGGACCUGGAGGAGACGGACACCUCCCCGCUGGUGGACUCCCCCAUGGGCUCCCUCAGCCCGAGCCUGUGGAGCAGGACCUCCCCAGAAGGAGCAGGAGGAGCAGGAGCAGGAGGCCUGUGUCCUCUGGGCUACUAG
Molecule: messenger RNA, 786 nt
Organism: Engraulis encrasicolus (European anchovy)
Lineage: Eukaryota; Metazoa; Chordata; Actinopteri; Clupeiformes; Engraulidae
Exons: 5
Coding region: 1-786 (261 amino acids)
Source: RefSeq, a predicted model, not a curated record